CCGUGCCCUGGGCUCCGGCUCCGGAUGAGUAUCGCCCAUGGUCAUCUCCUAGAAUUUUCUUUAUUGCUUUGUCAUUUUUUUUUCUUUCUCGAUUUGUCAUUUUUCUGUUGUGUUUCCCCUGUUAGCUGUUACGCACACCCAAGGACGACUGCUGAGGAGAAGCUGAGAGCAAGCGUUAACCCGGAAGGAGUGAACCCGGAAGUGAAAAUAAUACAGUGUCUGUCGGGCUGAAAUGUAGCAGGUCACAGAAGGUUCCGGCUUCAGAAAGGAAAGCCGUCGUCCUUUCUUCUUUUUCUUAGAUGCUGAGAUGAAUCGUCCCCUGUGUGCUUGGCUUUUUAGAUGUUCAUCUCUUAAUGGUCCCCGCCAGUACCACCUCCAGCGCCAGUCUCAUCAGUUUACACAGAUCCAUCUUGAUACAAGGCUGUGGAUUUUUAGACAAAACAGGAAUCGCAUUCUCCAUCAUCUGCUAAAUAAGAAUUGUCCCCGGAGAUAUUGUCAUCAGUCCAAGAUGCUGUGGAAGAAUAAAGCACUACAGAAAUAUAUGGAGGACCUGAAUAAGGAGUACCGGACUCUUGAUGAGUGUUUGCAGCGUAUGUCUGUGAAUGAAGGGGACCAGAAGUCCUUGAAUCGAAGGCAUGCUGAGUUGGCACCACUUGCAGCCAUUUACCAAGAAAUUCAGGAGGCUGAGCAAGCAGUUGAAGAAUUAGAUUCAAUGUGUAAAAGUCUAAAUAAACAAGAUGAAAAGCAGUUACAAGAACUCGCAUUGGAAGAGAGGCAAACCAUUGCUCAAAAAAUCGAUAUAUUAUACAGUGAGCUUUUCCAGAGUCUAGUGCCAAAGGAGAAAUAUGACAAAAAUGAUGUUAUUUUAGAGGUGACAUCUGGAAGAACUACUGGAGGUGAUAUCUGCCAGCAGUUUACUCGGGAAAUAUUUGAUAUGUACCAGAAUUAUUCAAGCUAUAAAAACUGGAAAUUUGAACUCCUGAAUUACACACCAGCUGAUUAUGGUGGGCUGCAUCAUGCAGCUGCCCGAAUUUCUGGUGACAGUGUCUAUAAGCAUCUGAAAUAUGAAGGUGGGAUUCACCGAGUUCAGCGAAUCCCUGAGGUGGGCCUGUCGUCAAGGAUGCAGCGCAUUCACACAGGAACCAUGUCCGUUAUUGUCCUCCCUCAACCAGAUGAGGUAGAUGUGAAGGUGGACCCCAAGGAUUUGCGAAUAGAUACAUUUCGAGCCAAAGGAGCAGGAGGGCAGCAUGUUAAUACAACCGAUAGCGCUGUCAGACUUGUCCACAUCCCCACAGGGCUUGUGGUAGAAUGCCAACAAGAACGAUCACAGAUUAAAAAUAAAGAAAUAGCUUUGCGUGUGUUGAGAGCUAGACUCUACCAGCAGAUUAUUGAGAAAGACAGGUGUCAGCAACAAAGUACUAGAAAACUGCAGGUGGGAACAAGAGCCCAGUCAGAGAGAAUUCGGACAUAUAAUUUCACCCAGGAUAGAGUCACUGACCACAGGAUAGCAUAUGAAGUUCGUGAUAUUAAGGAAUUUUUAUGUGGGGAGAAAUGUCUGGAUCAGCUAAUUCAGAGACUGCUUCAUUCAGCAGAUGAAGAAGCCAUUACUGAAUUUUUGGAUGAAAACCUUAAAUCAGCAAAAUAAAUGCAGAUUUAUUAUUAUUAUAUAAAUGAAAUGGACCUAUCUUAAGAAGCAAGCUGUUCAUAAAGUACAGCUAAAAUGACACAGUAUGUACAAAUAUAUUUUUUAAUGAAUAAGUCACAUUUCUUGACCUGAGCUUAUAAAGUACAAUCCAACUCUUCAAGCAGAAAACAAGCAUGCGUUGAAGAGAAAUAAAGUAUUGAGAAUUGACUAUGUGAUACAAGUUUAUAAACUGUAAACCCAUUUCAAGAAAAAGUAUUGUUAAUCAUGUUAAAAUUAGGUUUUAAACUGCUACUUUUAAAUAAAAAAUAAAUAAAGAUUGUGAAGACUAGGAGUCAAUAACAGUGAGCAUGUCCAGGAUACAGGUUGUAGAGCUCUUUGAGAGUGGAACAAAUUCUAUACAGUAUAAACUACAAGCCA
Callorhinus ursinus (northern fur seal) is the source of this 2062-nucleotide messenger RNA. It is a transcript of the gene MTRF1, whose product is annotated as mitochondrial translation release factor 1. The record is from RefSeq and is a predicted model, not a curated record. Gene Ontology annotation, biological process: mitochondrial translational termination. Gene Ontology annotation, molecular function: translation release factor activity. Gene Ontology annotation, cellular component: mitochondrion. Lineage: Eukaryota; Metazoa; Chordata; Mammalia; Carnivora; Otariidae.